AUGCAGGGGCGAGUAGGGGAUGGACCUGCAGGAGCCGGCGCUUGUUUCGUCGGGGGGUUUCUUUCCGUAGCGGCGCCGACGUCCCGUCACUCGUUCCGUUACUCAGGCCCGCGACCCCCUCCUUCUGGGCAGACGCAGCCGGAGAGUGGCAGUGGGGAGGAGGAUGAGGAGGAGGAGGGUGAGGGCGAGGAGGAUGAGGACGAUGAGGGGAGCGGGGAUGACAGUGAGGCCGGGUGGGAUCCCGAGACGCAUGGCGGUGGGAAAGGGGGGGAUGAUGAGGAGGACCAUGAGAUGGAUGGGUUGGAGCCAGAGGAGGUGGAGGAGGGGGUGGGAGAGGGUGGUGAAGGGGCGGCGACAGAGGCGGCCUCACAGCAUGUGGCUGAAGGAGGAGGGAGCGUGGGGGUUAAGGUGGGGAGAAAGCGGGCAUCCAUUAGGAUGCCGAAGCGGAGGAAGAGGGCGAGCAAGUUGAGGGAGCGAGCAUAUCCCUGCACAUUCACUGGGAAGCCCUUGGGCGCGGGUGUGGUCGCUCCGGAGUUCCUAGACGAGGACGGAGGGUCCGAGAGUAGUAAGGGGACUGGCAAGGGUAAUAAAAAACCGGGGUGGCAAGUACAGAUGUUCGGGCCUAAAGGGGCAGACGAGAAGCGUCAGUGCAAGAUUUGCACUGACAGGAUUUCGUGGAAGCAAUCCACAACAACACCCGGCGAGCGGCACUUCGAGAGCUACCACACAGCGCACAUGCACGUGUGGCAUCACCGUUACCACACUCCGUCCGUUCACUUGCUUGGGGAGACGUUUCCUCGUGGGGGCUACAAGGGUGUGCCGGAUGGCUACGUCGAUGGGUGGCCGCAUGCCAAGUCUUGGCCGCAUCUCGCAAAGAAGAAAGGGACGGCGUCCGGUGGAGCUGAGGGGUCAGGUGGGAUGGAGCGGUUCAUGACAACCAAGCUGUCCACGGAGGAGCUACGGCAGGCGAUCGCCAAGCUGGUGGUCACCUGCGACCUCCCCUUCCGCAUCGUCGAGUCCGAGGCCGUGAUUGUCCCACGCCUGUUUCGGGAGCUAUUGAUCGUGCUAGACCGCAACUGCGCACAGAAGAACUUCAUCCCCUCGCGGUGGACGGUAUCCCGCGACACUGUGGUUUAUGCAACAGCAGCUCUCCAGUCCGCCAUUGCGGAGAUGCUGGCGAAGGAGGGGGAGUUGGGGUGCAAGGUGUCGAUCACCAUCGACAUGUGGACGGCACCCAACAACAAGGCAUGGCUAGUGGUGACAGGUCACUGGAUAGACGAUAACUUCCAGCUGCGCACAAUGGUGCUUGGGUUCCGUGAGAUGCUCGGGCGGCAUGGGGGCAGGGAGAUGGCGCAGGUGGUUGAGGAGACGAUUGUGCAGUGGGGUUUGGAGGGGCGUUGUCUUGAUUUCACGACAGACAACGCCUCUAGCAACAUUGCCGCCUUCAGGCGGAUGUCGGAGGAGGGUGGUGGUCAGUGCUUCUUCAGCUCGCGCAUGCACUUCCGGUGCUUGGCACACGUGAUCAACCUUGCAGUGCAGGCAGCACUGGCUGUGGAUUCCAUACGGAAGUUGCUGAAGAUACUGAGAGAGAUGGCGUCGUGGAUUGGCUUCUCUCCACAGCGCUCGGGGUCUUUCUUGGGCCUACAGCGGACCUUGAACUCGCAGGCCAACCCCGCCACGCCGAAGCCGGCGUUGAAGCUGGUGCAGGACAGUCCUACGCGCUGGGGGUCGACCCACGACAUGGUCGAGCGUGCGGGUGUUCUGCAGAACCCCAUCACUGUCUUCUUCGCCCAGACACAGGGCUUGUCGAAGACCGACAAGAAGAAGGUGGAGAGUUUGCGCCUGACAGACGCAGACUGGGAGACCCUGCAGGCGGUGAAGACAUUCCUAAGCCCCUUCGCCAAGGUCUCCAAGGCAGCAGAGGGGGCGGCGUACCCGACUGUGUCGAUGGUGGUGCCGUACUACAACGGCCUGAUCGACGCCAUGGAGUCGCGCCUUGCCAAGGGGCCAUCUCCGACGCUGCAGCCGAUGAUCGUGGCGGCGCUGAGCCACUUGAAGAAGUACGCGUACAUCACCAGCAACGAGUACUGGAUCGCCACCUUCUUGGACCCAUCCAUGAAGGCGGCGUGGUUCGACGAAGCGCACUGGGAGAAGCUGCAUCCCGAGACUGACAGGAGGGUGAGGCCGCGUCCGGCGUCGGGCGAGGUGAUCAAGCUGGUGCGCGACCGCGUGGCCGAGUACCAGGCCCGGGCUGCACAGCUUGCUCCACGGCCGACCCCACUUGCCCCCGUUGCGGAGGAGGAGUACGGAGACGAGGAGGAGGACGACGAUGACGCGCAGUUUCUUCCUAGUCGCCGACGACUUGAGGCGCGUCUGUCGGCGAGCCAGGAGGCGGGGGCGGGUGGGAUGGUGCAGGAUGACGAGGUUAGCAGGUACUUGUCCGAGAGGGUGCGGUGCGACGUGACAGCGCUAGAGUACUGGCGCAGUGCCACCAACAUGCAGACGCUGAGGCGCAUGGCCCGGGAUUAUCUCGCCAUCCCUGCCACGUCCGCUUCGAGUGAGGGGGUGUUCUCCCUUGGUCGCAACCUCAUUUCCUGGAAGCGGCACCGCCUGGCCUCUCAGAGGACGCGAGCUGUCAUGAUUCUCAGAUCAUGGUACAGUUCACACCCUGGCCAGAGGAUUGGCGAGGGCCGCCGACCGAGAGGCGUCGCACCACCAGAGUUCGCCAUUGAGGGCGAGGGGGCAGAGGAGGAUGACGAGGAGGAGGAGGAGGAGGGUGUGGAGGCUGACGACACAGCUGCAGCAGAGGAUGUUGUUGUUGGUAGUAGCAGUGGCGCCUUAGUGUAG
Closterium sp. Naga37s-1 is the source of this 2847-nucleotide messenger RNA. The record is from the annotation of a GenBank genome assembly. Lineage: Eukaryota; Viridiplantae; Streptophyta; Zygnematophyceae; Desmidiales; Closteriaceae.